CCUGCUUAGAAAUCCUCGGACUACGACGCGCGCUAUAUUUCCACCUGCAUUCCCUCCUCAGAAAUGGAGUUUUCCACUUUUUCUCCAGAAAUUGCAGGCGAUUUUUACGAGCGCUUCUCAGUCUCUGUUGGUCCCUUCAAUGUCACCUUCUCCGAGGAUCUGCUGCGCGUUCCUUCAAACAGCAGCGAGAUCAACGUAGUCUCAAGGAGGGACACUACAAGUCUCAUUAUCGCCGUUUGUAUCACGGCUCUCUACUCUCUCGUCUGUGUGGUGGGGCUGCUGGGAAACGUGCUCGUAAUGUACGGGGUGGUCAGGUACACCAAGAUGAAGACGGCCACUAAUAUCUACAUCUUCAACCUGGCCCUUGCUGAUGCCCUUGCCACGAGCACCCUCCCCUUCCAGAGUGCCAACUACCUGAUGAGCACAUGGCCAUUCGGGGAGCUGCUCUGUAAAGUGGUCAUCGCUAUUGACUACUACAACAUGUUCACUAGCAUUUUCACACUCACUAUGAUGAGUGUGGACCGCUAUGUAGCUGUUUGUCAUCCUGUGAGAGCUCUUGACUUCCGCACACCUGCCAAAGCUAAGCUCAUCAAUGUCUGCAUCUGGAUCCUGUCUUCUGUUGUCGGAGUCCCUGUGAUGAUCAUGGCUGUAACCAGGGUGAAAGAUAAAGGAAACACUGUCUGUAAACUCGGAUUCCCCAAACCUGAGUUGUACUGGGAAAUAGUGAUGAAAAUCUGCGUCUUCAUCAUUGCCUUUGUGGUUCCAGUCCUUGUCAUCACCAUCUGCUAUGGGUUGAUGAUUCUGCGGCUCAAGAGUGUUCGUCUGCUCUCAGGCUCCAAAGAAAAGGACCGGAACAUGCGACGGAUCACUCGGAUGGUCCUGGUGGUCGUAGCUGCUUUCAUUAUCUGCUGGACUCCUAUCCACAUCUUCAUCAUUGUCAGGACCAUGGUUGAUAUUGACAACAAGAACCUGGUGGUGGUAGCCAUCUGGCACCUGUGCAUCGCACUGGGUUACACAAACAGCAGUUUGAACCCGGUACUGUACGCCUUCCUGGAUGAGAACUUCAAGCGGUGCUUCAGGGAUUUCUGCCUCCCCUACCGCUCCCGGCUGGAGCAGAGCAGCUUCUCCAGAGCACGAAACAGCACCCGGGAGCCUGUGUCUGUUUGUGCUCCUGCACCCACAGAGAGACCGCCAGCAUGACUAGACAUGGGUCAGCUGGGGGGCAGGACAGUUCAGGACGACCUCCAGACUGAGGUCACACAGUUCUCCACCACAGGAGUCUGAGGCUGUGUGUAGGCGUAUGACCUACUGCUCAUUGUAAAUGGUCGAUUGAGUUUUUGGUUUCAUGAAAUUAAACUUGUACUGAAUGUCCUGAUAUGGUUUGUGAGACACAUCUCUUUGGAGAUUGUCUGCUAGGUUGCGAACAUGCUUGUGUGUGCCUGUUCAUAUCAAACCUAAGGAAGUGGAUACACAUGUACAAGGAGUGAAUACAGAGCACAUGCAUGAAGUAGUGAUAUAGUAUGAAGAAACACUUGUUGUCAAAAUAUUUUGAGGGUGGACUUUUCUUCAGCGCUGGGGCUCAUUCAGUUUCUACCAAUUUAGAUACUGUGUCAGUAAGCCAAGUGAAACCUUGAUCCCAUCAAAUCAACAACAGAUGGUUUGAUGGGAUACAUUAGAGAAAAACAUUAUGACACAAUACAAUAUGAUAAGAUACAGCAUUUCUAUAGGGUACAACUGAUUAAAUAUGAAGAUACAAGAUGAUGUGAUACAGAAGAUACAAUAUGUUACAAUUCACAUAAUGUCCGUCUUAGGAAAUUUGAAUGCUGCUCAUACUGAGCUGUCACAACAAUAUUACCAAUAAAUGACAACAAUGUCCAUGUGACCACAUUAGAAGAAAACCACAAACUGUAAGCCCUCACACUUGAUGUUUUUCUUUGUUGAAAGCCAUUUUUUUUCCCAAAUUGUUAAAGUUACAUCUGGUUCUGCAACCAGAGCAGCUGCCAUUGUUCCUCUAACUGAACAAUUACUGAGACUCUUCAGCCCAGUCAGGGAACACACAAUUGCUCUGGAAAAAUUACACUCUUGUUGUCAUUGUGAAUCUGUUUUACAUCCUACUCACACAAAUUGAUGGGUAAAAUAAAACAGGGUCUUGCCUCAUGUAGAAGUGAA
This is a messenger RNA of Notolabrus celidotus (New Zealand spotty), 2169 nucleotides long. RefSeq names its product opioid receptor, delta 1b (gene oprd1b). Gene Ontology annotation, cellular component: membrane; neuron projection. The record is from RefSeq and is a predicted model, not a curated record. Bases 64 to 1200 code for a protein of 378 amino acids. The transcript is spliced from 3 exons. Gene Ontology annotation, molecular function: G protein-coupled enkephalin receptor activity; neuropeptide binding. Gene Ontology annotation, biological process: G protein-coupled opioid receptor signaling pathway; neuropeptide signaling pathway. Lineage: Eukaryota; Metazoa; Chordata; Actinopteri; Labriformes; Labridae.